This is a messenger RNA of Nycticebus coucang (slow loris), 600 nucleotides long. RefSeq lists its product as uncharacterized. Bases 1 to 600 code for a protein of 199 amino acids. The record is from RefSeq and is a predicted model, not a curated record. Lineage: Eukaryota; Metazoa; Chordata; Mammalia; Primates; Lorisidae. The transcript has a single exon.
AUGGACGGUGCUGCAGUCCCAGAGCAGACUGAGGGGCUCCCCAAAAGGCAAGAAGUGCAGUCAGCAUCAGGACUGGGAGGAGCCCUGGUGGAGUGCUCCUCAACCCCUGGCAGUCUGGCCCUGGUGAGCCCCUACCACACCCACUGCCUUGGGGACCCUUUAGACUUCGUGGUGCUCGCGGAGCAGGUGCAAAAGGCUGAUGAAUUUAUCCGAGCAAAUGCUAGUAACAAGCUGACAGUCAUAGCAGAGCAAAUCCAACUUUUGCAAGAACAAGCUAGGAAGGUAUUGGAAGAUGCCCGCAGAGAUGCCAACUUACACCACAUAGUUUGUAAUAUGGUGAAAAAACCUGGGAACAUUUACUACCUUUAUAAGCGUAAGAGUGGUCAGCAAUAUUUUUCCCUUAUUUCUCAAAAGGAGUGGGGAACACAUUGUCCACAUGACUUCUGUGGUGCCUAUAAGCUACAGCAUGAUUUAUCCUGGACUCUGUAUGAGGAAAUUGAGAAGCAAGAUGCUAAAAUCAGCAUGACAGACAAGUUGCUGAGCCAGUCAGUGGCCGUGCCUCCAUGCACUGAACCCAACUUCCAGGGACUGACCCACUGA